AAAGUAGAUUCUAGGCCUGCAGCAGAAUUAAUUAACGUUUGGGCUUAGAACUAGAUAUGCAACUUGGACCUGACCAAAUCAUCACUAAUGAUCAGAAACACUCACCCUUCUUCUAACAUUUACUAUGGCAUGUCGGUCACACUUCGCCUAAGUGCCCGGCCCAGUUUGACCAAGAACAUCGUAAACAGCAAGAAAUGGAAGAAAAAGACCGGGCCAUGGCUCGCGCUGUUGCAAAGGCUCAUUCCAUGUCUGAUUCUGAGGAUUCAGACUCUGCAAAUGAUACACAUAAUGAUACAGGAAUAAGUGGGUCGCAAGACCUGUUUGAUUCUUCCAGUGACAGCAGUUUCCUUGCCAGUGCAUCAGCAAAAUCCAAGGGCAGUGGAAAAGCAGCUUCAGAUUCAAAGACAUCCGAUGAUCCUUACAGUGCAGACACUGAUGUUGAAGAGGAAGAGAAAGUGAACAAGGACUCAAAGAAGCCUUUAUGUAAAUAUGGUAGCAAAUGCUAUCGCAAAAACUCAUCUCAUGUGAAGGAAUUUUUUCACCCAAGUAAGAGGACACACAAAGAACCUCAAGGAAAGUCACCGUUGCCUGAGAAGAAAAGGAAGAAAGAUGAUGAAAAAACUCCACAAGAUGUUUUUGAAGAAUUUCAACCCUUCAGUCUUUUUUUAACGAAGGUGAAAGGCAUUCCAGAUAAAUUCAACAACACAGGAGCUCUGAGUUUGAAAGACAUUCUGUCUACCUCGAUGGGGCAACUGAAAGAGUCAUGCCACUUUAAUUUCAUGUUUGACAUGCCGUGGUUGAUGUCACAGUACCCUGAGCACUUGAGAAAGUUGCCUGUGUUGUUAGUGCAUGGAGAACAAGGGAGAGAUGAGAUCAACAUGAAAGCAGAGGCAACCCAGUUUUCAAACAUCUCUCUGUGCAGGGCCAGAUUGGAAAUUGUUUAUGGAACCCACCACACAAAGAUGAUGCUGUUGUUAUACAAGUCCGGUAUGCGGGUUGUUAUUCACACUGCAAAUCUCAUUCCUAACGACUGGCACCAGAAGACGCAAGGGAUUUGGGUGAGUCCGUUGUUCCCCCCCUUGACCCAAGGUGAGAAAGGUGACUCCCCCACUGGCUUCAAGACUGAUUUGCUUCAGUACUUGGCUGCGUACAAAGCACCAAGGCUAGCACACUGGGAAAGACACAUACAAGCUCAUGAUAUGUCAUCUGCAAAUGUACACAUUGUUGGCUCUGUCCCUGGAAGACAUACUUUGAACAGCAAGUCCUGUUGGGGCCAUCUCAAGCUGAGAAAAAUUUUGUCUGAAAGAGGUCCCGAGCAAGGGUUGGUGAAGAACUGGCCAGUGUCUGGACAGUUCUCAAGCAUAGGUUCUCUUGGAGCCACUAAAGAUGCGUGGAUGUUGGGUGAAUUUGGAGAUUCGCUCUCAACCUGCAAAAAGGCUUUUGCAACUCCUUUACCUCAUUCAAAAUGUCAUUUGAUUUUUCCAUCAGUGAACAACAUCAGGCUGAGCCUAGAGGGAUACAAUGGUGGUGGAUGUGUUCCCUACAGCAUAAAGACUGCUUCAAAACAAGUCUGGAUGGUGCCUUUCUUUUGUCAGUGGAGUUCAGAGGGUCGAGGGAGGUCGAGAGCAGUCCCGCAUAUAAAGUCGUACUCUCGUUUCUCUCCAGAUGGGACGGAGGCCGCAUGGUUCAUGGUCACAAGUGCCAACCUUUCCAAAGCUGCUUGGGGUGCAUAUGAAAAGCAGAAAAGUCAGCUGAUGAUUCGCUCCUAUGAAAUGGGUGUUCUUUUUCUGCCUCAGUAUUUUGGAUUCAAGAACUCAUUCCCUGUGUCAAGCGAUGCUGGGGAAGUCGCUGCUUCGGACAAACCAGUUUUCCCCUUGCCGUAUGAACUUCCACCUGUCAGCUAUGUGAAAGGAGAUCGCCCGUGGUUUAUUGAUGUCCCAUGCGUGGAUCAACCAGACACAUUUGGUACAAAAUGGUGUCCUCCCCUGUAGAGAAGUUGGAGGAAAGCUUCCUCAACCAAAAUGUCGUUUCAGCUCAUUUGUAUAUAUUUACACAUGAAAUUACAAUCCUCUGUCAUGUUCUUGCUUUGACAAACUGAUCAUUAAUUUGUCUACCAUAUAUAUGUCUUAGUCUUAUUUCUUUAUUUUAGAGAUACAAAAUAAACUGCCUUCAACAGUAAUGGUAGCGACAUCUUCUUUUU
Messenger RNA from Aplysia californica (California sea hare), 2200 nucleotides. RefSeq names its product tyrosyl-DNA phosphodiesterase 1. Gene Ontology annotation, molecular function: single-stranded DNA binding; 3'-tyrosyl-DNA phosphodiesterase activity; double-stranded DNA binding. The record is from RefSeq and is a predicted model, not a curated record. Gene Ontology annotation, cellular component: nucleus. NCBI's taxonomy places the organism in Eukaryota, Metazoa, Mollusca, Gastropoda, Aplysiida, Aplysiidae. The transcript is spliced from 16 exons. Bases 195 to 1991 code for a protein of 598 amino acids. Gene Ontology annotation, biological process: double-strand break repair; single strand break repair.